AUGCGCUUCUUCACCAGCGCCGUGAGCGCGAUCCUCGCCCUCCAGGCGGGAGUUGCCUACGCGUGCAUCAAGACCGUCACCGGUACUAUUCUCGUCAUUGCCCGUAACCAGGCCGAGGUUGACGACACUGCCGCCGGCUUCUUGGCCUACGGUAUCCAGACCCAGGGCGUUAUCGUUCCUCAGACCGGUGCCGCCCUGCCCGCGCUCAACUCUACCGUUGACCGUGGCAACUUUGGCGGUAUCGUCACCGCCGGAGAGCUCUCCUACGACCAGGGUGGUGGCAACUACGGUAGCUCUCUUACCGUAGACCAGUGGAAUGCCAUCUACCAGUACCAGAUCGACUUUGGCGUCCGCCUUGUCCGCAUCGCCGCCUAUCCCGUUCCCGAGUUUGUCAUGAUCAAAGGCGCCGAGCCCGUCUUCUCCAACGACGACGACCAGUUGAUCGCCUUCAGCGAUGUCUCCGAGUUCCCUACCGCCAACCUCAAGACCAAUGCUGGUCUGACCACCAAGGGUAACUGGAAGACUGGUGCCAGGAUUACCGACACCGCUACCACCACCGCCUUCGCCAAGUUCACCGGUUCCACCACCUAUGGCGAGACUGUUGCCGGUGUCAUCAACAAGGUCGCCACCGGCCGUCAGCAGAUGGUUUGGUUCACCACCUUUGCCCCCGUCUGGUCCACUGCCUCGGCCUACGUUCAGCACGCCGCCGUCCACUGGGUCACCCGUGGUCUCUUCGCUGGUAGGCGCAAGACCUACCUCGGUACCCAGGUUGACGAUGUCCACUUGUCGACCGAGAUCUACUAUCCCCAGGGCCAGCCCGAGUUCCGUCUCCGACCCGCCGAUCUCGCCAACAUCAAGACGUGGCAGGAGGGUCUCCAGUCCCGUCUCCCCGCCGGUUCCAACUUCUUCAUCGAGCUUGCCCACAACGGUAACGGUGCCUUCAUCUCCGCCGUUGAGAAGACCGGCAGCAGCAGCGUGUGCAGCCCCAACGAGGCCGUCGACUACGACGAGAUUGUUGAUGUUGCUUACGAGUGGGUGAAGCCCCUCGGCACCGGCAAGGACAUGUGGCCCACCAGCUUCACCACCACCUACCCCUGGAACGCUCAGUGCCCCAAGCUCGAUGAGCUCCUCCAGUGGUUCCAGACCCCCGCCAACCGUGACGCCUUUGCCCACUUGUCCCACACCUUCACCCACGAGGAGAUGAACAACGCUACCUACAACGAUGCCAACCGCGAGAUGAUCUACAACAUCAAGUGGCUCAAGGACGUUGGUUUCUGGGAUGCCCAGCACUUCUCCGCCGGUGGUCUCGUGCCCCCUGCCAUCACUGGUCUUCACAACGGUGAUGUCAUUCGCGCCUGGAUGGACAACGGCAUCAAGUACGUCGUCGGUGACAACACUCGCCCCAACAUCCGCAACGCCGAGAGCCUCUACUGGCCCCUCAUCACCAGCGUCGCCAAGAACGGUUAUGACGGUCUCGUCAUCGUCCCCGCUGGGGUAAGCUUUUCUCUUUUGACUCUUUUGUUUUCCACCACCAUCUACUACAACUGCGAUUUCCCCAUCUGCACUACCCAGGAGUGGAUCGACACCUCUGGCGGCUCGGGUGACUUCACCAACCUCCUCGCUGAUGCCAAGGCCGUCAACACCCGCAACUUGUUGCACCUCUACAACGACCCCUACAUGUUCCAUCAGGCCAACCUCCGUCAAACGGAUGCCGACAUCCACACCAUUGGUGACCAGACUGGUCGCUUCUCUCUCCUCCAGAUCUGGAUUGAGCUUAUCACUCAGGAGAUGACCCGCCUCACCAACUGGCCCAUCCAGACCCUCAAGCAUGAUGACAUUGCCGCCCUCUUCCUUGACCGUGCCAUCGUUGACAAAUGCGAGACCAACGUCGAGUACAUCUUCGACCACGACAACAAGAAGAUCACCGGCGUCAACCUGAUUGCCAACGGCAACACUUGCGGCGCUGACGUGCCCCUCACCGUCCCCGGUGCCAUCACCACCUCCACCGGUGGUGUUGUCCAGACACCCCCCAUUGCCUUCUCGCUCAACACCCCCAUCAACGUCUAA
This is a messenger RNA of Parascedosporium putredinis, 2067 nucleotides long. NCBI's taxonomy places the organism in Eukaryota, Fungi, Ascomycota, Sordariomycetes, Microascales, Microascaceae. The record is from the annotation of a GenBank genome assembly.